Dryobates pubescens (Downy woodpecker) is the source of this 1134-nucleotide messenger RNA. RefSeq names its product neuropeptide Y receptor type 4-2. Gene Ontology annotation, molecular function: neuropeptide binding; pancreatic polypeptide receptor activity. The record is from RefSeq and is a predicted model, not a curated record. Lineage: Eukaryota; Metazoa; Chordata; Aves; Piciformes; Picidae. Gene Ontology annotation, biological process: G protein-coupled receptor signaling pathway. Gene Ontology annotation, cellular component: plasma membrane; neuron projection. The transcript has a single exon. The coding region runs from base 1 to 1134 and encodes 377 amino acids.
AUGAAUAAGUCAAGGGCUGUUAAUGAUGGUUUUAAUUUCCUCACCAGUAAGAACUGGAGUUCAAACCGAAGCUUCCCUGUGCACAUUUCUAAUCAGUGCAGGAACAUCACUGACCUUACUGUCUUUCUAACCACCUCUUACAGCUUGGAGACUGUCCUAGGCAUUGUUGGAAACAUCUGUCUUAUUGCUGUCAUAGCCAGGCAGAAGGAAAAGGCUAAUGUAACCAAUAUCCUAAUUUCCAACUUAAUAAUUUCAGACUUGUUUAUGUGUCUUGUCUGUCUGCCUUUUACUGUCAUUUACACCAUGAUGGACUACUGGAUGUUUGGGGAAGUUAUGUGCAAAAUGACCUCUUUCACUCAGUGCACAUCUGUGACAGUGUCAAUUCUUUCCCUUGUUCUUAUUGCUCUCGAAAGACACCAGCUUAUCAUAAAUCCAACUGGCUGGAGGCCAAGUAUCUCCCAAGCCUAUCUGGGAAUCGGAGUAAUUUGGAUUUUAGCAUGUCUCAUGUCCCUGCCCUUUUUGACCACAUCCAUUUUGUCUAAUGAUCUGUAUGAGCAGCUCUCCCACAUUAUGAAUUUUUCCACUGAUAAGGCCAUAUGCAUUGACUCAUGGCCUUCAGAGCAACACAGGCUGAUCUACACUACCACUUUGCUGCUCUUGCAAUAUUGCAUCCCACUGUUCUUCAUUAUACUUUGCUACCUGCGUAUCUACUUACGCCUACAGAAGAGAAAGGACAUGUUUGAGAAGAGCGAAUACAGCAGCCGAGCAGUUCAGCUGAGAAGGAUAAAUAUUUUGUUAGCAUCCAUGGUUGCUGCUUUUGCUGUUUGCUGGCUACCACUGCAUGUUUUCAAUACCAUUGUGGACUGGAAUUACAAAAUCAUUUCGCCUUGCCACCAUAAUCUGAUUUUCUCAUUGUGUCACCUUGUAGCUAUGGCUUCUACCUGUGUCAACCCUGUUAUCUAUGGUUUCCUAAACAGCAACUUCAAAAAAGAAGUUAAGUCACUGAUUCUGAGCUGCCAGCAUAAUUCAGUAUCUGCAUCAAUGGAAGAAUAUGAUCAUUUGCCUUUAUCCACCAUGCAAACUGAGAUUUCCAAGGGCUCACUGACAUUGAACUGCAGACACAAUUCUAUCUAG